GGUCUACCUAGGCGGUUUCCUGGCCCCUGUGUUUCUUCCGUACGUAUGGAAGACGUCCCGUAUAUGGCACUCUUAAGAUCUCGCCUGUAUAUUCGUACGACACAUGGUCUUCUUUCUUCAUGAUCGAUUCAGGCGACGUCUAUCGAAUUACACGACGUUCUCUAAUUUAAGCCCCAGGUUAUGGAGCCGGUUCCCGAGGCGGAGAGAAUGGAGCAGUUCCACCCCUCUCCUGUUCCGUCUCUCUGCCUCCAAAAUGCCUCCGCCAGUCCCUCCGAGUUUCAGCUUCUAAAGAAACCCCCAACAAUUCGUCGUUCUACAGAUCCCAGUCCGUCACUGCCGAGCUUCUCCUGGACGCCUCCGACGUUUCCAUACCGGCCCCGAACUACAUCACCACUUUCUCGCACCCAUACCAGAUCCAGGUCCGCAGUCAGUCUAACCCAUGGUAUGUCACGGACUCAGUCGAUGCCCGGUGUUACCGCCUCUGGACAUAUACUGUACUCUCCGCAAUUACGCCCAGCCAGCCCUUGUGGAUCACCUAGUCGAGCUCGAGCGCCGCGAAAUCCCGUUGAUGAAGCCUUCCCGACAUCUCCUGUACGCAACUCUGUCCUCGAGAAAGAAAGAAAGGGGCCGGGGCAAACCAUGUCACCGCCCCAGGCCUUUUUGGCUUCCAGUACUACUACGGCUUGCUAUCGGCGUCCAUCCUCUCCGCUUCGCCACGCAACUCACGCCAUAGUAUGUCCCCUUUCUCCUAUACCAACCACACCAUCCUCUGUGCCUCCAUACUCGUGUUCACGAUACCACGAUGCGUUAUCAAACAACUAUAACAACGCAAUACUUAUCCCAUCCUCACCUCUUCCCUCAACGCCUACCUCGGCCAGGUCCCGAAGCCCGAGUAUUUCCAGUUUAGAGACAAUCCCAGAUUCGCCAGACGCCGAAGAGGCAGCCAUGGAAGCUGAAAGGAUAGCUCGGCUGAAGGCCGCUGCUGAGGAAGCGGAAACAGGUGAACCGGCCGUUGACCUUAGGUGUGGGGGCAGCUUUGAUACUCCCACUCGGGGUCGGACAUUAGGUUUCAUCUCCCGGGACAAGAGGAAACGCUGGAGCGUCUGUGGAGCAGAACGGAGAGGUGACAUAGACCUAGAAACUAUCUGGGAGGACUAGUUCCCCCAUGUGGACUGUCAGUCUGACCGCCCGCGCGUCGAUUCCCAGUGCGAGAAACAGGCCGUUUUCCAUUCCCGCUUCGAUUUGUUGCCAAUGCAGUUCCUCUUAGUAUACUCCUAGCCUGGGACGCGUUUUGUCUGUUGUUUUGACCUGGGGGAGCAAUCGUAGCACCUGAAGUUUAUCCUGAUACCCUUUUCUUCACAUAAUUGCAAACAUUUAAAGCCAGCUUCAUUUCUUUAGGUGGGGGAUAAAUAUAUGUAUGUCCUGGGAAUUUCACGAGGGUCUAGAAGAAACAAUAAGAGAUACAUUCUCGACUUGUUCGGCGUUGUAAAGGUAUAAACUGUUCUUGGCAGAGACGAUACGCCUAUAAUUCGGGGUAUAGUAGACGAUAGAUUAAUCCGAGG
Messenger RNA from Sodiomyces alkalinus F11, 1562 nucleotides. RefSeq lists its product as hypothetical. Bases 181 to 1158 code for a protein of 325 amino acids. The transcript has a single exon. The record is from RefSeq and is a predicted model, not a curated record. NCBI's taxonomy places the organism in Eukaryota, Fungi, Ascomycota, Sordariomycetes, Glomerellales, Plectosphaerellaceae.